GUGUUGUGUUUGUAUUCGUCAGCGCAUAUGUCAACUGGCAUCGCCAAUCACUCAUUAGCGACGCUUGAAGAGAAUAUUAAUCCUUCUGGUCCUUACUAUAAAUACAGCAUUGCAGGAGAAAACGAAGAAGAAGAGAGAGAGACAAUGAGCGGAGCGGGGAAGUUGGUGUGCGUUACGGGCGCUUCCGGCUACAUUGCUUCGUGGCUGGUGAAGCUCCUGCUUGAACGUGGUUACACUGUCAGAGCCUCUGUUCGUGACCUAAAUGAUCCAAGGAAGACAGAACACUUGAUUAAACUUGAUGGAGCAAAGGAGAGACUUAAAAUGUUCAAAGCAAACCUACUGGAAGAGGGUUCCUUUGAUUCUCUGGUUGAUGGGUGUGAAGGAGUUUUCCAUACAGCAUCUCCCUUUUAUCAUAAUGUCACAGAUCCAGAGGCGGAAUUAAUUAAUCCAGCGGUGAAGGGAACACUUAAUGUCCUUAGCUCAUGUGCUAAAGCCCCAUCUGUUAAAAGAGUUGUUGUAACAUCUUCUGUUGCUGCAGUUACAUACACUGGUGCACCUCGGACUCCCGAUGUGGUUGUUGAUGAGACUUGGUUUUCUGAUCCAGAGUUUUGUAAGGAAUCAAAGCUUUGGUAUGUUCUUUCAAAGACAUUGGCUGAAGAUGCUGCCUGGAAAUUUGUAAAAGAGAAGGGCAUUGACAUGGUUGCCAUAAAUCCAGCAAUGGUAAUAGGCCCUCUUUUACAGCCAACACUAAAUACAAGUGCUGCUGCAGUUCUCAACUUGAUAAAUGGAGCACAAACAUUUCCCAAUGCAACUUUUGGAUGGGUCCAUGUUAAAGAUGUCGUCACUGCACACAUUUUAGCAUUUGAGGUUCCUUCAGCUAGUGGAAGAUACUGUUUGGUUGAGAGGGUUGUGCAUUUUUCAGAAAUUGUGCAUAUUUUACGUGAGCUCUAUCCUGCCAUCAAACUUCCAGAAAAGUGUGCUGAUGACAAGCCCUUUGUGCCAACAUACAAGAUGUCAAAGGACAGAGCAAAAGAACUGGGCAUUGAGUUUACUCCCCUUGAUGUGAGUCUCAAGGAUACAGUUGAAAGCUUGGUCGAGAAGAAAUUUGUGGGUCCAUUAUCGUUGGACUAAUCUAUCUUAAUUCAUAUUCUUCACCUAACAAAAUGAAAAAAAUGGUUUCGACCAAGUAGGUCUUGCUGGUCUCUGAUUGUCUGUGUGUUUUCCAACCUUGCUGGUCUCUGAUUGUCUGUGUGUUUUCCAUACCAUAUUUCUUAGAAAGAAGAAUUUGAACCUCAGGCUGAGGGUGGUGUGGUUGUAUUGUUGCUGCAUUUUGGCAUCGUUGCCAUUUUUACAUAUAUUUGGUAGUACAUGUAGCUUUAUGUA
Messenger RNA from Malania oleifera, 1383 nucleotides. Its product is annotated as phenylacetaldehyde reductase-like. Gene Ontology annotation, molecular function: oxidoreductase activity, acting on the CH-OH group of donors, NAD or NADP as acceptor. The record is from RefSeq and is a predicted model, not a curated record. NCBI's taxonomy places the organism in Eukaryota, Viridiplantae, Streptophyta, Magnoliopsida, Santalales, Ximeniaceae. The transcript has 6 exons. The coding region runs from base 28 to 1131 and encodes 367 amino acids.